Marchantia polymorpha subsp. ruderalis is the source of this 3063-nucleotide messenger RNA. NCBI's taxonomy places the organism in Eukaryota, Viridiplantae, Streptophyta, Marchantiopsida, Marchantiales, Marchantiaceae. The record is from the annotation of a GenBank genome assembly.
GGGCGGGAACGGACGAAUGUUUGGACGCUGGGGGAUCGCGUGGGAGUCGGAGCCUGCGGCAAAGCAACGAGCAAGAUCGUCGUCGUUGCGAGCAGGCAGGGGAUCGAUUCUGAAGUCCAGAUUCUGACACAGGUCCCAGAAUCACCGUCACUGCUAACUUCGGACGACGCGCGGUCAACAACCUGGAAAUGUGGCCUCCUUUUGGACAUUCCCCCAGAUCCGGCACGAGCCUUUCUGUUGCUGUUUGAUGCACGUAUUAAAAUUCUCCGACAUACUCGUGAGCUGGACAUGUGCCGCAGAUGUGACCCGAGCGAGGGGUCCAGGACUGACUCGAGGCGCAUCGCGCAUCGUUGUGACGCGUUUGUGUGACCGUGGGUGGUUUCUUUAGCCGCUCGCCGAUUUUUGUUUUUGGGUUCCUCUUGGGUUCCUCCUUGGCCGGGACCUCGUUACUUGAUUCCUGAAAUCCGCCUUCACCAUCGGUUUAGGGUCUGGAUUCGACUCGUUCCAGCGACCGGGUGGUCGGGAAUGUGAGGAACUCUAGAUCUGCUUCAUCCCCGGGCGGAGAACAAAGCGAUUUAUCGGCUUGCUCGUCGAUAGGGAGCCUCUAGUUUUACUGGACGUGAUCCAGAGUGCUUUCGGAGGAACACAGAGGUUUUCGCCCGAGGAAUUUGUUUUCUUCGGUUCGACAGAGGCCGCAAUUUCGAAGACACUGGGGCGCAUGUACGUCAGUGUUGUUGUUCUGCACUCUGCACUCAAGCGAAUAUAAUUCUUCGGGCGAAUCAAACACCUCCUGGUCGAAUUUCUGUUCGAUCUCGGCUGCAGAGGUUUUAGGGGUUUAAGCUCUCGGUGAAGAUGAGCGUACGUUGGUGUCCCGAAUCGCCGGAUUUUGUGUGAGAAGCGCUCUCUGACCUCCUGCCUCGAUCAAGAUCAGGGAAAUGCUCACACGGGGACCUCUGGCUGUAUCAUCCGAAGGCGGCGGGCUUCGAAAGUUCGAAAAUGGGACAGUGGUGGAUCUAUGUUCACUCAAGGAACUAACCGGAACAAGAAGAGUAAGAGGUGGAGUGCGUGAAAAUUGGCUUUCGCACAACGCUCUCAGCUCCUGGAGUCUCCAAGAUCUCUCCGACGGCUUGAAAUUCCUCGUCAAAUGGAAUCGUUGCACUGUUCAAGAGCGAGUUUGUGAAUCCCACGAGGCCAAAAGUCUAGCGAAUGCCACAGCCUGGACUAGCCCGUCCUCAGCUUGCGGUGAAGAGCUGUCGACCCCAAUUCUGGAUCUGUCAGUGAACAGUCCGCUCGACCUAGGGUAUGAAGGCAAAGCCCGCAAGGAUUACCAUCCUAGUCUAUGCGUUUACCCGAUUUUAGUAAACAUGUUCGGUUCACUAACUGUAACUUUUGGCACGGACACCGCUUUUCAGAGAAGAAUGAAUGCCGAGAGCUUCCACCUCAUGGAGAAAAUCAUUCAGGGUGAACAACUCCGUUGGAGUAAUUUAGUGAACGAUGUUCUCCUUCGAGAUCUCAAACGGAACCAGCAGUUGGACGUUGUUCCAAAAGAGUGUGCGACACCCAAGAACCCCUUGCUUGGCGACUGGACCUUUCAGGCCAAUGCCAGGAGAGAGCCAGAAGAUUCAAAGCCGGCAGAAGUGCCAGACUACAACGGUGGCCCGGUUACCAAUGGGCCCGCUGUGGUUACAGGCUCGCCCAGUCCAUCCGACGAGGGCAUAGACAGGGACGUUUCCACUGCGCUUCUGCGUCCAGCACCCAAAAGGUACUCGAGGUCUGGAGAUUCAAUCCCCAGUGAUCCUCACGAAUGUGGCGAGGAGCUGGACACCGGUAUGAUCAGGCCGUAUGGAUUUCGUACUCAGCUCUCCGGAAUAGCGCACGAGCUUCUACAACUGAGAUUGCACAUAAACAAGGAGCAGGAACGUUUCAGGCAGCAGGAACAAAUUUCCAUGAAGAAAAAGACGCAACGCGAAAAGGCUUCGAUGGGGAAAUCUAGACCCAAGGACCGAACAAAGAGAGGAGAAUCGAUGAGGUCGGAAGUAGAGUUGAGGAGGCAGGCUCCUUCCAAGGAUCAUGCGAUCCGCCUCGUGGAUGAUCUGAAAGAGAAAGUGAGUUGCCUUCUGAAGCAACGGAGGGAACUACGGGAGCAAGAUCGAAUCCUGAGAUUGCAGCUGGACGAAAUGAGGGCCAGAUGGAAAGAGUCUGUUCUACAGGUUGAGCAGGCCAGGACCGAGAAAGCUAACAUCUUGACAAAGAUAGAUUCCAUCAUGAGCUGAUUUCCGGCUAACGGAUUCUCUAGGUCACGCACAGGACGAAUUUCUUGCCACUAAUCAGAUGUCAUUUGUGUAUAAAGUGUUGUUUGCUCUGUUGUAGGACUUCUCGUCCUUCAAACUGACUCUCAGCUUCGUUCAGAGAUCAGUGGUGCCACAUCGCCCGUCUCUCAAUGCCCACUUUGUGCCCCACCGUGUGUGACUCGGGACUGCCUACUCUCAUUCUUUCCCUCACUUCGAGUUGCAUGAUUUGGAAUAGGUUUCACUUCUGAGCAAAACUAUGAGCGAUAGUUAUCAGAAAAAUAUCUAGAUUCAGCUCGAUAGGCUUGAGUGCACUCUCUAAUCUCAUGAACCAUAUGUUUGCGUCUCUUCCUUUUCUGUUCAGUGGCCUCCAAUUGGUCACUGCAGCUAGGCCAUAUGUCCACGUCUGUUGCAAUCCAGGCAGGGACUUUCUUCGAAUAUGAAGCCCGAUACGACAUUCCUUGACUGCCUUCUCACGACCAUGAUAUCAUCGACUCAAAACUUCAUUUCAACAUGAACUCCAAACCAGAAAACACAAUUUUAACGUGGAUUGUUAGUAUUAUUUAUUGCGCCACGUGAUCGAUCGGUACGACGCUUUGGGGCUAAGUGAACUGUGGAUAUCAAUUUGACAUGUGCAAGAAGGAAUGUGUGAAGGCCUACCAGAAUAGGUGCCAUAGAUACCACUCUUUGUCGUGAAUUGUACAUUCAUGUCAAUAUGUCUCUAUUGUGGGAUAGAGAACAUCAAUUCAUGCAUCUGUAAUAAAGAAAUCACCGG